GCGUCAUCCGAACAAGUUAAAAGAACCCGUAUAUAAACAUACAAGUGUAUCAGUAUGGCGGCGCCCUUGCUCAGAAUCUUUGGAAAGGUUGGCAGGCAGCUGGCCCGACCCUGGACAUCAUGCCAGGCGUUUGUGCGUCCCGUAACGGCUCCAGCGGCCGGGUUCUUUCCUCUCCAGACGUAUUCAGAGGAGGAGACCAUGAUGAAGGAGGCGGUGAAGAAGUACGCUCAGGAACACAUCGCUCCGUUCGUGUCCAAGAUGGACGAGAGCUCGAAUAUGGACGCUGAAGUGAUCGAGUCUCUCUUCGAGCAGGGGCUGAUGGGUAUUGAAAUCGGUACCGAGUACGGAGGCACCGGCUCCUCGUUCUUCUCCUCCAUCCUGGUGAUUGAGGAGCUGGCGAAGGUGGACCCAUCCAUAGCGGUGCUGUGUGACAUCCAGAACACACUCAUCAACACACUGAUGGUGAAACUGGGAACUGAUGAGCAGAAGGAGAAAUACCUCCCCCGCCUCUCCACGGAUAUGGUGGGCAGUUUCUGUUUAUCUGAGGUCGGUUCGGGGAGCGACGCUUUCUCUCUAAAGACCAGAGCGGAGAAACACGGAGAUCAUUACGUCAUCAACGGCUCCAAAAUGUGGAUCAGCAAUGCCGAAUACGCCGGAGUCUUCCUGGUCAUGGCUAAUGCAGAUCUUUCAGCUGGUUACAGAGGAAUCACGUGCUUCAUUGUGGACCGGGACACCGAGGGUCUUCACAUCGGCAAGAAGGAGAACAAACUGGGUCUGAGAGCCUCGUCCACGUGUGCUCUCGCUUUCGAUAAUGUCAAGGUCCAUGAGAGGAACAUUUUGGGGAAAGUGGGUCAGGGCUACAAAUACGCCAUCGGCAUGUUGAACGAAGGCAGGAUCGGCAUUGCAGCACAGAUGCUGGGUUUGGCUCAGGGCUGUUUCGAUCACACCAUUCCUUACACCCGGCAGAGGGUCCAGUUCGGCAAACGCAUCUUCGACUUCCAGGGGAUGCAGCAUCAGAUUUCCCACGUGGCCACACAGCUGGAGGCGGCACGACUGCUCACCUAUAACGCCGCCAGGCUGAGGGAGGCGGGGCGACCUUUUAUUAAAGAGGCCUGCAUGGCCAAGUACUUCGCCGCCGAGGUGGCGACGUUGACGACAUCUAAGUGUAUCGAGUGGAUGGGCGGAGUGGGUUUCACCAAGGACUAUCCCAUCGAGAAGUACUACAGAGACUGCAAAAUAGGUACCAUCUACGAGGGAACGACCAACAUUCAGCUGAGCACCAUAGCCAAGUUCAUCGGGCAGGAGUACGACUCCUAGGUCCACAAGUUCAUCACUCACUCCCAUAAUGCAGUUCAGGUCAUGUGUGCAGUCAGGUCCUGAACAUCAUUCAAGUAACUUCUGAUUGAAGAAUCCGGCAGUGGAUCUUCUGGGUCCUGGGAUUUAAAUGCACAUCCUUCUGGUUUAAUGUGUACUGUACUAGAAUCUAGACUGGAAUCAUUGUGUGUGUGUUUUUUUUUUUCAAAUUAAACUGUAGUGUUUGUGUAAAUCUGGCAGCACAAAUAAUUUAAUAAUUAUUAUAUAUUAUAAUAAUCUAGAACUAUAGCAGCGAUUUAACACCUUUAGGGAUUUUCAUCGCUGUUCAUAAUGAAUAGAUAAACCUAUAACUACAGCAAGAAGGGCAUGGGUUUGAUUCCCAAAGGUUGAGUUUGCAUGUUCUCCCUGUGUCAGUGUGGGUUUUCUUCACAAGUCCACAGACAUGCAGUCAGGUUAAUUGGAGCUAUUAGAAAUUAAUGGCCCAAGUACGAGUGUGUGUGUGUGUGUGUCUGAUUUGUGAUGGAUUGGCGACUUGUCCGGGGUGUUUCCUACCUUUCGCCCAAUGAAUCGUACCCACCUUGACCCUGACCAGGAUAAAGCAGUGGGAAGAACAGAUAAUGAAUGACUUAAAGUGAUCGUCAUGGCACAAUGAUGAAUAAAAAAAGGGUCUUGAUUUGUUUUUAACAUCCGGCGGGUACGUUUCUAUUAGAUCUCAGAUGCUGCAGAUCUCUGGCUCUGGUGUUCUAGAUAUUUGAACAUCAUAGUAUGUGUUACCCAACAGUUCUGACAUUCUGAAAUCUGCUAUCAGUUGCAUCCGCUCUCUGAACAGCGACGCUGCAAUAGUCAUUACGUAAUAUCAAACUUUGUACUUGUGGAUCUGUGUUAAAUCUUAUUUUUAAUGCGCACAGUUACGAUAUUUUAGCUGAUUAACAGACUCUGCUGACCCUCUUAAAUGAAAUCAUGUUACUGAGUUUUACUUAGUUUGGAUUAGCAUAUUUGGCUGUAACGACCGCUAGCUAACGAAUGUUUCUGAUUCUUCAUUGCUGCCACGUUCCGCAGUUGCAUUCAAUAAAGCCUGACACUAACUUGACCUGAAA
Molecule: messenger RNA, 2411 nt
Organism: Trichomycterus rosablanca
Lineage: Eukaryota; Metazoa; Chordata; Actinopteri; Siluriformes; Trichomycteridae
Gene: acadsb
Product: acyl-CoA dehydrogenase short/branched chain
Exons: 11
Coding region: 55-1317 (420 amino acids)
Cellular component (GO): mitochondrion
Molecular function (GO): flavin adenine dinucleotide binding; acyl-CoA dehydrogenase activity
Source: RefSeq, a predicted model, not a curated record